This is a messenger RNA of Pleuronectes platessa (European plaice), 495 nucleotides long. RefSeq names its product amine sulfotransferase-like. Gene Ontology annotation, biological process: sulfation. The transcript is spliced from 4 exons. NCBI's taxonomy places the organism in Eukaryota, Metazoa, Chordata, Actinopteri, Pleuronectiformes, Pleuronectidae. The coding region runs from base 1 to 495 and encodes 164 amino acids. The record is from RefSeq and is a predicted model, not a curated record. Gene Ontology annotation, molecular function: sulfotransferase activity. Gene Ontology annotation, cellular component: cytoplasm.
AUGGAUUCUCUGGACAUAGUGAGCCCUUACCUGUUCACGUACAAAAGGAGGAACUUUAUUGUUCAGGACCAAUUCCGACCAAAGGACCUUGAUGCUGUCCAGCAUUUUGAGCUCCGUCAAACUGAUGUCCUCCUCAUCACGUACCCCAAGUCAGGCUCAGUUUGGAUGCAACAGAUCACUGUCCAGAUCAUGGAUGAGGCCCACCCAGAACAGGCAGAAGAUGUCAGCAACAACAGCCGAGUUCCUUGGUUGGAGGAAAUGUCUGCAUAUGACCCAAACCGAGUCAGGCCAGAUCCUCGGAUCUUUAGCACACAUCUCCCCCCUGACAUGUUGUCCCUCGCAGUGAAAGACAAGCAAAUCAAGGCUGUUUAUGUCUGGAGGAACUCGAAGGAUGUCCUGGUGUCCUUCUAUCACUUUGCUCAGAGUUGUGUUCACAUGGAAACACCAAAGAGCUUUGAGGAUUUCUUCCAGCAGUUCCUGGAUGGUAAAGGUUAG